GACAUUUUUCAUGCCUAGAUUAUUCACCAAGAUCCUGUUUGCUGCGCUUUCCAUCUGACGAAAUACAGGCUUCGCCAUCUGACACGGGCAGCGGCCGCGGUCUGCCUGCAGCUGAGGGGAGAGUGCAGGCCCUGCCCGGCCCGGGCCCGGAGCUUGUACACCCGCACGACUCUGCCAGCAGCGCGUGAGAGACACGGCAAAGCCACACGUAUCUGACAGCACAAAAGCCUUGCUACAGCUCUCACAAAUAGCAAACGCAUUGGGUAUUCCCACCUGCACCCUUUUUGAAUUGCAUCAAUUCUGAUUAUGAGCCAGAAAGAAGAAGAAAUGGAGGACAGUUCCCCGCCACUCUGUGUCACCUGCGGCCAAGCGCAUUUACCGGAAGAAAACCACUUGUACAGCUACACCGAAGAAGUAGAUGAUGAUCUGAUAUGCCACAUUUGCCUGCAACCUUUGCUUCAGCCAUUAGACACGCUCUGUGGUCACACCUUCUGCACAGCCUGCCUUACAAACUUCCUUGUGGAAAAAGACUUCUGCCCCAUGGACCGCAAGCUUGUGAUUCUCCAGACGUGCAGGAAGUCCAGCAUACUAGUGAAUAACCUCCUGGAUAAGCUAAUGGUUAGCUGCCCUUUCACAGAACACUGCUCAGAGGUUGUGCAACGUGGUCACCUUGAACAGCAUUUCCAAACCCAAUGUAAAGGAGCAUCCCACUAUGGCCUUACCAAGGAACGGAAGAGGCGUUCCCAGGACUGCUCUCCGGACCACGGCUCCAGCUUAGCGGUAGCUGCCCUGGGCCCUGAGCUCUCAGCAGCUGCGGCCAUCGCCUUAAUGACAGAUGAGCCAGGGCUGGUGAACCCGGCCUUCAGCCCCACCUCAGAGGACAGCCAGCUGGGGAGCAGCCCCGGAGACCUGCACCGCAGCAACCGGAACAGAACUCGACACUUUGAACGUUCCACUAUAAGAAGCAGAUCUUUUAAAAAAAUAAACAAGGCAUUCAGUGUUCUUCGAAGGACAAAAAGUGGAAGUGCUGUUUCCAACCAGACUGACCGGGAGAGGGAGGCUGUUGGAAACUCUGCUGCUGGAGAGGAAGAUUCAGAAUGCUCCUUACAACCCCCCGUGACAAAAACACAACACUCUGUGGGAAAACCUGGAAGAAUCACCAAAAACAAGACAGAAAGUUUCCUUCUUUCUAGAUUCAGCAGCUCUUCGAUAUUUAAGGACUGGAAAUAUAAAAUGGUAAAGAAAGGUUUUCCCAGGUUGUAUCACCUGAUUCCAGAUGGAGAAAUAACCUGUAUUAAGAUCAGCCGUACUGAUCCCCAUGAAAAUCUGGCCAUCAGGAUUGUGGGAGGCAGUGAGACCCCUUUGGUUCACAUUAUUAUACAGCAUAUUUAUCGAGAUGGGGUAAUUGCCAGAGAUGGAAGAUUGCUGCCUGGAGACAUGAUACUAAAGGUAAAUGGCAUGGACAUCAAAAAUGUGCCUCACAACUAUGCCCUGUCAAUCCUGAAGCAACCUUGCCACGUGCUCCGACUGACGGUGCUCCGAGAGCAGAGGUACCGAUGCCGAAACAGCGGACUUUCCCUUGAUGCUCAGUGCAUUAGGGAUGACAGCUUCCAUGUUGUGCUAAACAAGAGCAGCCCAGAUGAGCAGCUGGGAAUAAAGCUGGUCCGCAAGGCCGAUGAGCCAGGGGUAUUUAUCUUCAACUUGCUGGAAGGUGGCAUGGCUGCCCGUGAUGGACAGCUGCAGGAGAACGACCGGGUGCUGGCCAUCAACGGGCACGACCAUCGCUACGGCAGCCCAGAGAGUGCAGCCCAGCUGAUUCAGGCCAGCGAGAAGCAGGUCCACUUUGUGGUGUCACGGCAGACCAGGCAGCAGACCCCCGACCUCUUGCAGGAGACCGGCUGGAGUUACAGUGCUGGCAGCUCUUCUCCCACCGAGAGAAACAACCCCGGCAAGACCACUCUUCACACUGUCACCUGUCAUGAGAAGGUGGUGGCUGUCCGGAAAGAUCACACAGAAUCGCUGGGGAUGACUGUGGCAGGUGGAGCAUCUAACCGGGAAUGGGAUUUGCCUAUCUAUGUGAUAAGUGUGGAACCUGGAGGAGUGAUCAGCAGAGACAGCAGGAUAAAAACAGGUGACAUCCUCCUGAACGUGAAUGGCAUUGAUCUGACGGGAGUUAGCCGGAGUGAGGCUGUCGCCCUGCUGAAGAACACCAACUCCUCAGUGGUGCUCAAAGCCCUGGAGAUGAGAGCAUGUGAAGCCCAGGAGGAGCGGGGUCACCUGCCACCCCCUGAGGAGACACAGGUGACCUCUGAGAGCAGCGAGUGGUCACCAUCCUGGGUGAUGUGGCUGGGGCUGCCACGGUAUUUGUACAGCUGCAAAGAAAUUGUAUUACGAAGAAAUACAUCUGGAAGUCUUGGCUUCAGCAUCGUAGGAGGUUAUGAAGAACAUACUGGGAACAAACCAUUCUUUAUCAAAUCCAUUGUUGGGGGAACACCAGCAUAUAAUGAUGGCAGAAUUAGGUGCGGAGACAUCCUCCUUGCUGUCAAUGGCAGGAACACAUCAGGAAUGAUGCAUGCCUGCUUGGCAAGGAUGCUCAAAGAACUAAAAGGAAAAAUUACUCUCACAAUUGUGUCGUGGCCUGGCACAUUUUUAUAAAACAAGUCUUCAUGGAGAGUAUGACAAGUAUCUUAACAUGGGGAAAAAAUUUAAAAAAGGAACAUUAGUCUUGGCUUUUGUGGGGGGUCAAGUAUGUAUUUGUAAAGAAAAGGUUUGUGAAAUUUCAACCUGCAUGUCAAGAAAAGUCAAGUUUAGGCAAAGCAGUGACACCUGUCAGAAAAUCACCUGGAGUGAUCCAAGCUACAGACUUAAGUCCUUCCUUCCCUGUGUUCUUAAGGAUUUUUUGUUGUUUUUUUAUAUAUAUCUAUAUACCUAUUUAAUGCAUUAUAAUAAUAAUGAAAUUUAAGGAGCAACAGCUUCUGUGCACCCACUUUAUUUUGAUUUACAAAAAGAAAACCUUGAAUAACUUAUGGAAAUAUUUCUUGCAAUUUUUCUAGUUGCAAUAAUCAGGUGAAGGUUUUUAUCCAACACAUUAAUAGCACUUUGAUUAUGUGUACCUUUUCAUGGUCAGCAUGAAGCUGGUAUUUUCAAGACUUUCAAGUACUGUUUGUUAGUCUGUAAAACUGUGAAUGAAAUUUCUAAAAUAAUUAAAAAUAAUUGUAACUGU
Messenger RNA from Poecile atricapillus (Black-capped chickadee), 3223 nucleotides. RefSeq names its product ligand of numb-protein X 1 (gene LNX1). The transcript has 13 exons. Gene Ontology annotation, cellular component: cytoplasm. Gene Ontology annotation, biological process: ubiquitin-dependent protein catabolic process. The coding region runs from base 307 to 2655 and encodes 782 amino acids. The record is from RefSeq and is a predicted model, not a curated record. Gene Ontology annotation, molecular function: protein binding; ubiquitin-protein transferase activity; metal ion binding. NCBI's taxonomy places the organism in Eukaryota, Metazoa, Chordata, Aves, Passeriformes, Paridae.